UUCUUCAAUGCCUCUGCUUGUCAUGAUGGAUAAUGUGGCACUUUUGUAAAAUUGAAAUUGUUGAUAUGUGACUUUGGUUUGGGUGAUUAGUUUAAGCUUCAAAGUCAAGAGGCCCUUUUGCUUUUUCUUAAAUUUUAGUGGGAUCACUGCCGGAGGGGCUUUUAUGAGGAUGUUAUUGAGUAAAUUAUUGAAUUAUAAUCAUUUGUACAGGUGUGGAUGGAACUUGAAGCUAGCAAUCAGCCCAAGCAAGAGCGAUCAAGGACAAGAUGGACAGCAUCCCUUGACAAGAUAUUUGCAGACUUGGUUGUCAAGCAGAUUCAACUAGGAAAUAGACCAAACAAUGUUUUUGACAAGAAAACAUGGAAUCAUAUUCGGGAUGAGUUUAAUAGGCAAACAGACCUUAGUUUCAACAAAAAUCAAUUGAGGAAGCAUCUAGAUGUACUUCGGACCCGCUUCUACAACUUGAAAUCCGCUUAUGAUCAGAAUAAUGAUUUUGUAAUGGAUGAUUCCUGUUGCAUUGGCUUUGAGCAGUGGGAUGAUAUAGGGGCACAGCCUAGGCACGAAACAGUUAAAGGGAAAGAUUGUCCAAUAUAUGAGCAACUGUGCGCAAUCUUCAUAGAUUCAGCAGCUGAUGGGAAAUACGCCCAGUCUAGUCAUUAUGAAGAGCUUGACAAAUCUUUUGGAACUGAUGCAUCUGGCUUUACACCAUGUCUAGAAGCUAAGGUCUCACAUUAUGAAAACCCAUCAACAUCUAAAUCUAUUCCUGGGAAUAUCUCAACUUCUGAGAAGGUGACCAAGAAUUCUCUAGAUAGGAAACGGAAACGGUCGUACGAGACACAAACUACUGGCCUGGAUCAGGACACCUGCAAUGCUAUGGCAGAAGCCUUGUUAGAUAUGGUUGCUGUUUCAAGGUUAAGGGCAGUCGUUUCAAGUGUAAGUGAUGACAAGUUUUCCAUAACAAACUGCAUUAAGGCUCUAGAUGAGAUAGAAGGCAUUGAUCAACAGCUCUACUUUUCUGCCCUGGAUCUCUUUGAGAACCCUAGCUUAAGGGAGAUAUUCAUUUCUCUAAAAAGUGUCAAGAUAAGGUUGACAUGGUUACAAGGAAAGUGCAGUAGAAGUCCCUUCCAUUAGAAAAUUCAAGUCAUCAGAAUAGAUUUCAUAGUCACAACACAAAUGCUCAGUCUAUUAUACCGUCCUUUUUGUUUGACUGUAAGUAAUGCCAUUCCUAGUUUUAACUUUUACAACCUGCCGUAGUUGUUUAUACAACGUGCUUUUUCAA
Molecule: messenger RNA, 1279 nt
Organism: Vigna umbellata (rice bean)
Lineage: Eukaryota; Viridiplantae; Streptophyta; Magnoliopsida; Fabales; Fabaceae
Source: RefSeq, a predicted model, not a curated record